Molecule: messenger RNA, 3309 nt
Organism: Helobdella robusta
Lineage: Eukaryota; Metazoa; Annelida; Clitellata; Rhynchobdellida; Glossiphoniidae
Exons: 11
Coding region: 1-3309 (1102 amino acids)
Source: RefSeq, a predicted model, not a curated record
AUGGCACAGAAACAAACUUGUAUAGAAUUUAUUAUGAAAACGUUUGGCGGAGUUUGCAAGAGUAAACAUGAAGCAUUUCAAACGACAUUUGCCAUAAAUUCUGAAGAAGCGGGCGUUAGAGCCCGCGUGCACCGUUGUCAUUUUCAAACUAACAAACUGCCAGACUCUAUCUUAAUGAUUAUUUCCUGUGGCAACAUUAUUGGCUACAGCGGCGUGACCACCACCAUCAACAUCUGCAGUACAAACAACAUCUACACCGAUAUAAACAACAAUAUCGACAACAUCAACAACAACAACAACCUAAUGAUCAACGACAGCACAUCAAGCAACAGCAAAACAAACCAGCAAAACAACAUCGUCCAAACGUCAACAACCUCCAAUCCAAAUUACGUCUCCAUCAUGGCCACCAACAAACUAAACAACAGUAUCAAAACCACCAACAAAGAACGUGAACACACGUUCACGAUGUUUUCAUCAGACUUCGUCAUUGAAGUGGCUGGCAAGUUGUUUAGCGAACGUAAGAUCAACACGACUUUUAAAGUCUAUGCAAAGCAAAAAUGCAUCAACCAACAACAACAUCAACAUCUACAACAACAACAACAUCAACAUCAACAAUAUCAGCAACAUCAACAACACGAACAAAAACAAGAUCCACAAAAACAUCAACAAAAUUUUUGCGAUGGUAUUUUUCCUGGUUUGAUCAAGCAAGUAACAAAAUUUAAUCAAAACAAAGACGGCGAUCACAACAAAAACAACAACCACCACCACAGCAGCAGCAACAACAACAACAACAACAGCCACAAAAACAACAACAACAACAGCCACAACAACAUCAACAACAACAUCAUCAACAACAACAACAGUGAAGAAACCAAUGUUACGUCAGAUCAAAUCAUCAACAGCCACAACAACAACAACAACAAUAAUAAUAAUUAUAACAACAACAACAACCACGACAACGACAACAGCAACAUCAACGAUAUUUAUAGCAACACUUUCAGUAGAACAAACAACGUACAUUCUACUCAUUCUCAAUCUGGCCGUAGUAACAACAUCACCGGCAAUAACAACAAUGAAAACAAUCACAACAACACCUCUAGUUUUAUUUUACACGACUACAACAACGAACUUAUUAACACAUUGAACAACAACAACAACAACAACAACAACAGUAGUGACACCAACGGACCGGAUUAUUGGUUAACAUUCGAUUGCUCAUUAUUCAAGGAAGCAGGCAGUUAUGAUGUGUUCGUUGAGAAGUCUGAUGGGGAUGUGGUCAUCACUGAACGUCUGGUCACUUUCACUGUAAGUUUUCAGGAUGAUGGGGCCAGUGUGAUGUUGAUGUGGCCAGUGGUCAGUAUAAGUGUUGAGAGCCUGGAGUACACAUUCCUUGAAGAUGAUGUUGCCCUGCAUGUUGUUGAACCAUCUUUCCAGCUGAUCACAUGCACUUCUCAGCAUUUCAACGAAACUGUCAUGCUGCUUGUUCUAUUCCAUGACGACCAAAACAUUCCACACACUCUUGUUUACAAUGAAACUGUGACACGUCACAUGAACUCUCACGUGACCAAACACGUGAUGGGGUGCGGCGUGUUUGAUAGGCCAGGAUAUUACAGUGUGGCAAUGUACCAGAGCAUGGACGCGCACAAUUACCCAGGUGAACAGCUGGCAUCAACCGAAAUAUUUUCCAUCCUCCCAUCAGCUUCAACUGUCAAACUUCUCGCGCCAUCAUACAUUCAAAAUGUUUGUUCACAUCACGUGGUCGUUCACGUCAUCAAAAAACCUGGUUGCUGCUGCCUGAGGGGACGGGUGAGGUUGUACAAGGUGACAAGAAGGGUCCUAUUUGGGAGGGGUGUUGGUCGUGAACCUGAGAUGGCGGGUGCUCUGGUCAAAGGCAACAAACAAAACACAAGGAAACUCAUUCCACUUGAGGACGUCAGGAAAGUUGCAGCUGCUGGAUGGCAAAUGACAAAAGAGAUUUACGUAGCAGAAGUUGUUGUAAGCAGAGCUGCUGUGCAGGUUCAAUUCGAAUGUGAUUUGUUUCAGGGUGAGGAGGAUGGUGAUGGUGCCGUUGAAGAGGCUGGGAAUAAUUUCAACGAUGGAUCACACCAACACUUCGACAGCCAGCCUGCCCAUUUGCUAGACGAUCACAAGAGUAUAGAAUAUGAAAAUUUGAAUAAUGUUGAUACAGAAAAUCUCAAUACAAAUAAGAACAACAGCAACGAUGACGAUGACAACGAUGAUGAGAAGAUGAGUAGAAAUGAUGAAGUGGUUGGUUAUUGUUGGCGGUACGUAUCCAUAGCCAGGGAUGGUUCAGUUCACCAUCACGCCAUCACCUGCUCUCACGUGCCACAAAGAGAUGGUGAAGAAGAGGAGGAUGAAUAUGAAAAUGUUGAUGGUGAUUAUGAUUAUGAUGCCAAAGAAAGCACAUUUUUCAAUCUUUUGUGGCAGUCAACAGCAACAGCAACGACAACGACAGAGCAACAGUUUUUAAACAACAUCAACUGCAAUGUAACACACAACAUCAACAACACAGCAACAAACAUUACAUUCGUGGCAAACAUCUACAAAAAUAAGACCACCAUCUCCUGUCUACAACUAUCCAAUCCUAAAACGAUGAAAAUAAAAAUUUUCAACAUUUUUCCAUCAGUCCAGCCUGCAAAGUGCCUUGAGGUUACUGUCACAAAUAUCUCCAAUAAGUCGGUAUCAAACGUUAUCUUCAAAAGAUUUUUGUACUUGUCUGGAAGUUUUUUCGAAGUGAAAACUUCAGUGAAAGCGAGAAGGAUUGCCGUCAGUUUCCUGGCUCACCCACACAUCCAUGAAUACUCUCAUCCAUGUCUUGAUGUUUAUCACGCUCAAGGUGAAAUGAAUGAUGGACUGAAUAGUAGUCGUGAUGUCACUGAUGGUGAUGAUGACGUCAUCGAUGAUGUCAUUAAUGGAGAUGGGGAUCAAGAUGUGACAAGUGAAGAAGAGAACUUCGUCAGCAGUCAUCAGAUUUUUUAUCACCUUAUUUUUCAUGAUUUUGAGCCUAAUUUCGAUGUUUCACUGGGAACAGACAACGACAACGAUCUUAACACCACCAACAACCACAACAACAACAACAGCCACAACAACAUCUGUGAUAAGAAGGAUAGUGUUCAGAGAGAACAUUCGAAUUAUGUGAUAGUCUUAAACGACGAAACAAACGCUUUGAUAUUGAUCACAUUAUGUGUUGUAGUUGCGGUUGCUGCUGUCUUGUGUUUCAUAAUCAUGAAAUUUUGUUACUUCAGCGGCCAGUGCUCCAUCAGAGGAAAGUUUAACGGGAGGAAAUAA